Molecule: messenger RNA, 6206 nt
Organism: Topomyia yanbarensis
Lineage: Eukaryota; Metazoa; Arthropoda; Insecta; Diptera; Culicidae
Product: proteasome activator complex subunit 4A-like
Exons: 8
Coding region: 474-5993 (1839 amino acids)
Biological process (GO): proteasomal ubiquitin-independent protein catabolic process
Cellular component (GO): cytosol; nucleus
Molecular function (GO): proteasome binding; peptidase activator activity
Source: RefSeq, a predicted model, not a curated record
AAUGUCGGACGUAAUGACUUUUCAUUAUGACUGGGAGUAUCAAUAGCGUUGAGUUAGUUGAAUUAUGAAGUAACUUUUUUUAAUAGUGACUAAAUUUUUUAAUAGUGACUAAAAUAAGAGAACAAUUGUUGUUUUAACUAUUUGGAUUGCGAUUUUUGUAUCGCCAUAAAGUUACAAGUUAUAAACUAAUUAUUUUUCGUUCGAGAGUGGACCAGUGAGUGCAAAAUAGUUUUGACUGAAGAAAUUUUCAUUGUUAUGUGCUAGGUUCCAGACUGCUCCGAACAUAACAUAAGACGGACAGCUAUAGUGCGAGGUUGUGCCACUCAAGCAGAACGAUUUUGUGUUGUAAUACGGUCACGGAGUGUCCGUUACUCCCAGUUGGAACAUCAUUUACGGAACUGAAGAAUUUGUAGAACAAGUAAUAUUAAAGGUUCGCGUUUAUUGGUAGCAAAGUAGCCAGAUUAAUCGGAGCUAUGGACGAUGAAAGCAGUGAAAGUUUGGACCUCAGUCGGACCAGACGCAAUGAGCGCAUCGAGAAACUUGGAUUCCGUCCUCAGAAGGAAUUGUUCUGCAACAAAUUUCUUCCGUACGCGGACAGGUUGGACGAUGAGUCGCAGGUACUAUUGGAAAACAUCAAGAAUAAUCUUGGAAAGGCUGCAGCCAUGCGAGAAAUCACCCCUGGAGUGUCGAUUUAUGUUACUCGCUUGUCGAAGUACAUCAAGCUGUAUGGAAUGAAGUUUUCCAAAGGGGAUCACAUAAAAUUUGUCAAGUUGUUGUUAGAGUUGAUCUGUAUCCCAAAUUUGGAGCCGGAUAAGGUGAACAAAUUUUGCUACGCACUUACAACUUUAUUAAGAAAACCAGAAUGGUUGAGUCCGGAAGACAUACAGAUAGAUUGGCGCCCACUGUACAAGUUGAGCAAUCUUAUUCUAAACAAAAAUUGCAGCAAAGGAGACCUUUAUCGAUGUUUUGCCUCUCUCGAAACAAAUCUUCAAUUCGUCAUUCAAUAUUGUGCGCCGUACUUCCCCCGCUCCUCAACGCAGGAAAUCCUCGACGAGCUGCUGCCGAAACUACAACCGUUGGACACGGGCAAGGUUAUCGAUACGUUUGGUAUGUUGCACAUAUUUCUCAGUUGCGAGCAUGAUUACGAUCUGUGGUUCGACAAGUUCAUGAACAUUUGGAACGCCUACCACAAUCCACCGUGGGGAAUCGAUAUGAUGACGAUUUUUGCAACUGUCGGCUUCAAGAACAUCGGCUACAUCGACUGGGAGGCCCACAUUCCGACGAUGUUCGCCCGGAUCUUGCGGUCGAUUGAUUUUCCCGUCAGUUAUAAAAGCACAAAAAGUUCGAAACUUCAAAAUCUGUCACCGCAAUCGAUCGCUAUCUGGAUUGUAUCGGUUCUUGGACCACGGAGCUCAGCGCAGCAGUAUUUGAGUAAAUUUAUGGCUACUAUCGAGUCCUACCUGCAUCCGGCCAACAUGGGCAAGUGGGUAUCGAUGCUGGGAGAAAUUUUAGUUCAGCUGCCCAAGUACUUCUUCGAUCGGUUGAUCUUAGAGCGGUACAGAAAGCAUCCCUAUAGACGACCCAUUCCAGAAAGCCACAAACUUACGGAGGACUGUAUCACUGCUUUCGUAGAGUGUAUGAAACCGGUUGCUUUCCAGGCGAUGUAUUCAAGGAUGAAUCCACAGGACGUGGGAAAAAUUUUCCAACAUUUAGCAGAUCUUCGACCUGUGUUAAUCAUUCCGACAAUUAUCGAUCGAGUAUACGCUAGCUUGGAUUCCCUUACGGAGCCGCACAAAAUGACUGCCGCACUUCAGAGUCUCAUCGGUGUUUCUAGAGCACUGGUUUCCGGUCACCUUGGCUAUACAGAGGGAAGGAAUCACGUUAUUCCGAUAUUUUUCGCUACACUUCCAGGGAUCGAUCCGAACGAUUUUAAGAAAACCUCUAUCACAUUCCACUUUUUGACAUCGAUCUCGUUCUUGAUUCCGAUCGUUGACUGCUCGAAAGCUGGACAAUACCACGAACUCACGGAGGACGAACGAAUGUUGUGCGAGCAGACGGCAGAUUUCGAAAAUUUUGCACUGCAGUACAUGGAUCGUAUAUUUCUGCUGAUCGAAAGCAGCUCAGUGGAUAACGUGCGGAUGGAGCAGUCGGAUUCAGAUUCGAUGCGAUCGAAAAUGGAAUCGAUUUCGGAGGCACUAGUUCAAGCAUGUACACAUGGAAUUUUGGGUCAGUGCUCACGGGAUAUACUUAAUUCGACUUCUAGAAAGUUGAUCGAUUUUAUUAAGACGCGUCUCUUGGAACCGAAGGUUGCGGGUCAGCUGGUGGGCUGUUUAGUAAGGGUGUUUGCUCGAAUUCAUGGAAAAGAAGUAUUGCGUUCGUUGGUACCUUACGUGGUGCAGACGAUUGAGCGUUACAUGGAAGAUCAUGAAGAUAUUGCGGAGGUAGAGAAGCAGAACGAUGAGAUGUUGUAUUAUUUGCUGCUACUUACUAAUAUGAUGCGCGGGGAUCCCAGUGAGGUUGUAAAAUACGUCGAUGAUAUACUGCCUAUUUUAGAUAAAAUUUUAAAGUUUAAAUGCAAACAAGCCAACAAGUACGGAUUUACUCUGUUGGCUAAUCUUAUGAGCAAUCUGUCCACGAUGCAAACGUUGGACGUGAAAAAUAGUCCGCUUAGUUUUGAAAAGCCAAUUUCGGAAUUUUUACCCAUCAAAAGCUGGGGAGAGAAAAUGUCACCAGAUGGAAAAAUAGAUUGGUGUUUUCCGGAUCAAGUGUCAUUGAAGGUGUGCGAGAAGUUGAUGCACCGUUAUUUGAUUCCAAUUUUGGAUAACUUCCAAAAGUACUGCUCGGAUGAGAUGGAAAUAAGUCGAGACGAUAUCAAUCGGGAUGUGACCGUCAUUCAAUCGUUGAUAAGAUGCUCGAACUUUUUACCCAAUUGGGACGACGAGGAACCGUUGACAUUAUUCGAAACAUGCUUGGACCGAACGGAAAUGAGAUGGAAUGUAACAAGGGGGUUUGAUGAUUUGAGCAUCAAGAUGCCUGAUGGAGGAAACGUUAGGAAAGCUGUGAUACGAUCCAUGAGUGCACUCCAGCGAAAGAUUCAGGAGAAGUCGGAAGAUGAUAUAAAGUCAUUGAAAGCUAUUCUCAUGAUAUACGACAAAAUAUUUAUGCGGAAGCAUUCGAAUAGUGCAUUCGACAACCAGGUCAAAACAUUCAAUAACACCAAAAAGUUCCAGACUUACAGAUUAACCAGGUAUAAGCGGGACGUUCGAGCGGUGGUUGCUACCAGAGUAAUAAUGCAGCAAGACUGUCGCGAUGAAAUGGAUCAGCCAUUGUUUUCCGCCACACACCUUGAAGUCAUGAUGAAUCUCCUGGAAUUGUCAACCUCUCACUAUAGCAGCGUUCGAGCAACAGCCCAAAGCAAGCUUUUCACCAUGCUUUCAACAUUCUCGUAUAGCUAUAAACUUUUGGCAGAUAAAAUAGAAGAACAUCUACGACUGGAUUCCAACGAACAUCACGAGCAGUUCAAAGGUAUCCUCUUUGUUCUAGUAUCGAAUCGGCGGUCUCGAUUGGUCAUCAAACACGAUUGGGAGUUUCUCAGCCGAACGUGGGUUACUCUACUACAAUCAAAACUGUCGGAAAAACCGUCAGUAGUUAAGCUAUUGGACGCCAUUACAGACGUUAUCAAUAACGAAUUUCCGACUACAACCACAGAGUUGGAAGUUUCUGAUGCUUGCGUCGAGUAUGGUUUAGCUUUAAGAACCCGAACAGACACGUUAGAAUUGGAAGCUGGUCGACAAGCCAGGCUAGCCAAAAACAAAAGGAACUUGCAAAUGUAUAACGGACUAAUCACUCAAAUCUUAGCCACAGUCCAGAAUGAUAAACUCCACUGGAGAUACCAUUAUAUGGCCUCUUCAAUGUUGUACAAUCUGGUGCAUCCAUUGACAAACUUUCCGGCUGAGGUAGCACAGUUUGCUGUAAACAAUUUGAUUCACGAUUCGUUGGAGGAACGAAAAAUGGCUAUUUGUUUGUUGAUUCAUAUACUUAGACAGCAAAAACGCGAACACGCAAAAAUCGAAAUAAAUCCAUACGAAAUAGCUGGUCUUCAAGAGAAGACACCAUCCAAUGGAUCCAGUGUUCUACCGGGUUACAGGGACGACAACAUGUGGCUCCAGUACGAUUUAGAAAAAGUACCAAAAAAUCAAGAGGAGUGGGACCAGCCGCGUUACAUGUACAAAACGGAUGGGUUCUUUGGAUGGAGCAACAAUUUUACUGUUUACGCACCCAGCCAGGAUCAGCCAAAACUGGACCGUUCCCUGGAAGAGAUGAACGAGUGUGAAAAGAUUAUUUUUCAGUUCUUCAAUGUACAAGAAAAUGUGGACAAACUGAUCAAAUUCUGGUCUUUGGAAGAGAAGAAAGGACGAGACAAAUUUAACCGAAAUCGAUUUUGUCUCCUCAAAGGACUAGCCAACACAUUUGGGGACUUAUUUUUUAGCAAGUUUAUUCAGCACCUCCGGCCACUUAUUGACGACAAAGCUUCGGAAAGCAGCCAUCGAUGUGCUGCUGAGAUAAUGGCUGGAAUAAUGAGAGGAGCAAAGCAUUGGCCGUUCGAUAAAACUGCCAAAAUGUAUGGGGAAUUAGUUCCUUUGAUUCGGUUGGCGUUGAACAAUGUCACGGUGGAUACGGACGUGUAUUGGGGUACCUGUUUUGCGACAGCUGCGGAGAACAUGGAUCCCUCUAAGCAGUAUUGGUUGCAUGAGAUCCUGCUGGAAGAUCCCCUUCAAGAAACGACUAGCUUUAUCGACUGCAAUCGACUUUAUUGUCUACAGGGAGCUUUCAAUCAACACGUCUGGAGAAUGACGAGUGUUGCCAAAAGGUUACUCGAGUAUCUUCGGCCGUAUCUGAAUCAUUCGUUCCAGAACGUACGAGAACGAUUAGGUAGUACUCUGAUCAAUAUUUUUGAAGCCGAUUUGCGGUUCGACGGCGUACGAAGUUUGGGGCUGUCGCCGAAGAUAAAGGAUAUGAUCAUGUACGUGAAGCCGAGGCUGGCUGUGCUGCUGGACGAAGAGCAUUCUCCUAUCGUUGUUGAUAAAAUGGAAGUGGAAGGAGAUUCUGGACAGGAGACCAGCAGUACAAAGCAGAAAGAUAGCGAGUACGAAGUAGCUGUACGAUUGUUCAAAACUGUCGCGCAGUGGCUUACUUGCACCAUCAACCGUUGCUCGAAUGGUAACGAAAUUGAGUUCUUUGAGCUGCUGCCGAUUGCCUGUCGAUUGGAGCGUAACGAGCAGGACCAAGAGCUAGCGGAAAUCUGCACCAUGUUUCUGGCUAUGAUUUCACAGGCUCUCACAUUGGAACCCUGCAUGGAGGCUGCGUUGGCCAAGAUUGACGAAAUCUCUAAAAUGUCUUCCUGGUCGGCUCGACGAGCGGUCAUCGAUGUACUACAGGUUUUGGUGUUCUACAAUAUGACAAUAAUUUUAAGCAAGGAUCAAUGGAAAGCGAAAAUCCAGGAAAUCGUUCUACGCUUGCUGGAGGACAAUGUGGUGGAGGUUAGAGAAAAGGCUGCGGAGGUACUUUGCGGUCUUCUGCACUGCUCAUUUUUGACAGCUACCGACGAGCUAUUGGAUUUGUUUAAAAACAAGUGUCGAACAAAGAUGAUCAAAGCCAGGAGGCUGAAGGUUACCCCGAGCUGUUCAAACGAAGUCAGCAAGAAUGAUGGAGUGGAAGCGAAUGCGGUGCGAUCUCGUCAUUCCGGCGUUCUCGGAUUAUGUGCCUUUAUAUCAGCGUAUCCGUAUGAAGUGCCCGAAUUUGUUCCGAAUGUGUUUGAACAUUUGGGCGCACAUCUGAAUGAUCCGCAGCCAAUUCCAGCCACGAUACGUAAAACGAUGGGAGAUUUUAAACGUACACAUCACGACAACUGGGAAGUUCAUCAGCUCAAAUUUACCGAAGAUCAACUGGCUGUGCUGAGCGAUUUAACAAUUCCACCCUCGUAUUAUGCUUAAAAUGAGUUUUUAUUAUAUUAAGGGAAAGACAUUACGAAAAAUCGGUGAAAGUAAAUAUUAGUAUAUUGUUUGCCAGAUAUAGUUUAUUUUUUAAAGUGUUUUAUUUGAUUUGUUUUCUACAACGCUGCUAUAUAGACGUGCCACAUUAGUCUACAAGUGGUUGUAAUCAAAUGUACAUUUUUUCUUUAAAUUAAGAAUAAAGUUUUAAACAUG